Closterium sp. NIES-65 is the source of this 6075-nucleotide messenger RNA. Lineage: Eukaryota; Viridiplantae; Streptophyta; Zygnematophyceae; Desmidiales; Closteriaceae. The record is from the annotation of a GenBank genome assembly.
AUGGACGUGGUCGUGGACGUGGUCGUGGACGUGGACGUGGACGGGGUCGUGGACGUGGUCGUGGACGUGGACGUGGACGUGGACGUGGACGUGGACGCGGACGUGGAUGCGGACGUGGACGCGGACGUGGAUGCGGACGUGGACGUAGACGUGGACGUGGGCGUGGACGUGGACGUGGACGUGGACGUGGACAUGAACGUGGACGUGGACGUGAACGUGGACGUGGACGUGGACGUGGACGUGGACGUGGACGUGGUCGUGGACGUGGACGUGGACGUGGACGUGGACGUGGACGUGGACGUGGACAUGGUCGUGGACGUGGACGUGGACGAGGACGUGGACUUGGACGUGGACAUGGACGUGGACUUGGACAUGGUCGUGGACGUGGUCGUGGACGUGGACAUGGUCGUGGACUUGGACGUGGACGUGGACGUGGACGUGGACUUGGACGUGGACGUGGACGUGGACGUGGACGUGGACGUAGACGUGGACGUGGACUUGGACGUGGACGUGGACGUGGACGUGGACGUGGACAUGGUCGUGGUCGUGGACGUGGACGUGGACGUGGACGUGGACGUGGACAUGGUCAUGGACGUGGACGUGGACGUGGACGUGGACGUGGACGUGGUCGUGGACGUGGACGUGGACGUGGACGUGGACAUGGUCGUGGACGUGGACGGGGUCGUGGACGUGGACGUGGACGUGGACGUGGACGCGGACGUGGACGCGGACGUGGAUGCGGACGUGGACGUGGACGUGGACGUGGGCGUGGACGUGGACGUGGACAUGGACGUGGACGUGGACGUGGACGUGGACGUGGACGUGGGCGUUGACGUGGACGUGGACGUGGACAUGGACGUGGUCGUGGACGUGGUCGUGGACGUGGACGUGGACGUGGACAUGGUCGUGGACGUGGAUGUGGAGGUGGACAUGGUCGUGGACCUGGACGUGGAGGACUUGGACGUGGAGAUGGACGUGGACGUGGACGUGGACGUGGACGUGGACAUGGACUUGGACGUGGACGUGGACGUGGACCUGGACGUGGACGUGGACGUGGACGUGGACGUGGACGUGGACGUGGACGUGGACCUGGACGUGGACGUGGACGUGGACGUGGACGUGGACGUGGUCGUGGACGUGGACGUGGACGUGGACGUGGACGUGGACUUGGACGUGGACGUGGACGUGGACGUGGACUUGGACGUGGACGUGGACGUGGACGUGGACGUGGACGUGGAGGUGGACAUGGUCACGUGGACGUGGACGUGGACGUGGACGUGGACGUGGACGUGGACACGUGGACGUGGACGUGGACGUGGACGUGGACGUGGUCGUGGACGUGGACCUGGACGUGGACGUGGUCGUGGACGUGGACGUGGACGUGGACGUGGACGUGGACGUGGACGUGGACACGUGGACGUGGACGUGGACGUGGACGUGGACGUGGUCGUGGACGUGGACCUGGACGUGGACGUGGUCGUGGACGUGGACGUGGACGUGGACGUGGACCUGGACGUGGACGUGGACGUGGACGUGGACGUGGACUUGGACGUGGACGUGGACGUGGACGUGGACAUGGACGUGAACGUGGACGUGGUCGUGGACGUGGACGUGGACGUGGACGUGGACGUGGACGUGGACGUACACGUGGACGUGGACGUGGACGUACACGUGGACGUGGACGUGGACGUGGACGUACACGUGGACGUGGACGUGGACGUGGACGUGGACGUGGACGUGAACGUGGACAUGGACGUGGACGUGGACGUGGACGUGGAGGACGUGGACGUGGACGUGGACGUGGAGGACGUGGACGUGGACAUGGACGUGGACGUGGACGUGGACGUGGACGUGGACGUGGACAUGGACGUGGACAUGGACGUGGACGUGGACGUGGACGUGGACGUGGUCGUGGACGUGGACGUGGACGUGGACGUGGACGUGGAGGUGGACGUGGACGUGGACGUGGACGUGGACGUGGACGUGGACGUGGACGUGGAGGACGUGGACGUGGACGUGGACGUGGAGGACGUGGACGUGGACAUGGACGUGGACGUGGACGUGGACGCGGACGUGGACGUGGACGUGGACGUGGACGUGGACGUGGACGUGGACGUGGACGUGGACAUGGACGUGGACGUGGACGUUGUCGUGGUCGUGGACGUGGACGUGGACGUGGACAUGGUCGUGGACGUGGACGUGGACGUGGACGUGGACGUGGACGUGGACGUGGACAUGGACGUGGACGUGGACGUGGACGUACACGUGGACGUACACGUGGACGUGGACGUGGACGUGGACGUGGACGUGGACCUGGACCUGGACGUGGACGUGGACGUGGACGUGGAGAUGGACGUGGACGUGGAGGUGGACGUGGACGUGGACGUGGACGUGGACGUGGACGUGGAGGUGGACGUGGAGGUGGACGUGGAGGUGGACGUAGACGUGGUCGUGGACGUGGACGUGGACGUGGACGUGGUCGUGGACGUGGUCGUGGACGUGGUCGUGGACGUGGACGUGGACGUGGACGUGGACGUGGACGUGGACGUGGAUGGACGUGGACUGGACAUGAACGUGGACGUGGUCGUGGACGUGGACGUGGACGUGGACAUGGACGUGGACGUGGACGUGGACGUGGAGGUGGACGUGGACGUGGACGUGGUCGUGGACGUGGACGUGGACGUGGACGUGGACGUCGACGUGGACGUGGACGUGGACAUGGACGUGAACGUGGACGUGGUAGUGGACGUGGACGUGGACGUGGACGUGGACGUGGAGGUGGAUGUGGACGUGGACAUAGACGUGGUCGUGGACUUGGACGUGGACGUGGUCGUGGACGUGGACGUGGACUUGGACGUGGACGUGGACGUGGACGUGGACAUGGACGUGGACGUGGACGUGGACGUGGACGUGGACGUACACGUGGACGUGGACGUACAUGUGGACGUGGACGUACACGUGGACGUGGACGUGGACAUGGACGUGGACGUGGACGAGGACGUGGACGUGGACGUGGACGUGGACGUGGACGAGGACGUGGACGUGGACGAGGACGUGGACGUGGACCUGGACGUGGAGGACGUGGACAUGGACGUGGACGUGGACAUGGACGUGGACAUGGACGUGGACGUGGACGUGGACGUGGACGUGGACGUGGACGUGGACGUGGUCGUGGACGUGGACGUGGUCGUGGUCGUGGACAUGGACGUGGACGUGGACGUGGACGUUGACGUGGACGUGGACGUGGACCAGGACGUGGACGUGGACGUGGACGUGGACGUGGACGUAGACCUGGACGUGGACGUGGACGUGGACGUGGACGUGGACGUGGAGGUGGACGUGGACGUGGACGUGGACGUGGACUUGGACGUGGACGUGGACGUGGACGUGGACUUGGACGUGGACGUGGACGUGGACGUGGACAUGGACGUGGACGUGGACGUGGACGUGGACGUGGACGACGACGUGGUCGUGGACGUCGACGUGGACGUGGACAUGGACGUGGACGUGGACGUGGACGUGGACGUGGAGGUGGACGUGGACGUGGACGUGGACGUGGACGUGGACGUGGUCGUGGACGUGGACGUGGACGUGGACGUGGACGUAGUCGUGGACGUGGAGGUGGACGUGGAGGUGGACGUGGACGUGGACGUGGACGUGGACGUGGAGGUGGACGUGGACGUACACGUGGACGUGGACGUGGACGUGGAUGUACACGUGGACGUACACGUGGACGUGGACGUGGACGUGGACGUGGACGUGGACGUGGACGUGGUUGUGGACGUGGACGUGGAGGACGUGGCCGUGGACGUGGACGUGGAGGACGUGGACGUGGACAUGGACGUGGACGUGGACGUGGACGUGGACAUGGACAUGGACGUGGACAUGGACGUGGACGUGGACGUGGAUGUGGACGUGGACGUGGACGUGGACAUGGACGUGGACGUGGACGUGGACGUGGACGUGGACGUGGACGUAGACGUGGUCGUGGACGUGGACGUGGACGUGGUCGUGGACGUGGACGUGGACGUGGACGUGGACAUGGACGUGGACGUGGACGUGGACGUGGUCGUGGUCGUGGACGUGGACGUGGACGUGGACAUGGUCGUGGACGUGGACGUGGACGUGGUCGUGGAGAUGGACGUGGACGUGGACGUGGACGUGGUCGUGGACGUGGACGUGGACGUGGACGUGGACGUGGACGUGGUCGUGGACGUGGACGUGGACGUGGACGUGGACGUGGACGUGGACGUGGAGGUAGACGUGGACGUGGACAUAGACGUGGUCGUGGACGUGGACGUGGUCGUGGACGUGGACGUGGACGUGGACGUGGUCAUGGACGUGGACGUGGACGUGGACGUGGACGUCGACGUGGACGUGGACGUGGACAUGGACGUGAACGUGGACGUGGUCGUGGACGUGGACGUGGACGUGGACGUGGACGUGGACGUGGAGGUGGAUGUGGACGUGGACAUAGACGUGGUCGUGGACUUGGACGUGGACGUGGUCGUGGACGUGGACGUGGACUUGGACGUGGACGUGGACGUGGACGUGGACAUGGACGUGGACGUGGACGUGGACGUGGACGUGGACGUACACGUGGACGUGGACGUGGACGUACACGUGGACGUGGACGUACACGUGGACGUGGACGUGGACAUGGACGUGGACGUGGACGAGGACGUGGACGUGGACGUGGACGUGGACGAGGACGUGGACGUGGACGAGGACGUGGACGUGGACCUGGACGUGGAGGACGUGGACAUGGACGUGGACGUGGACAUGGACGUGGACGUGGACGUGGACGUGGACGUGGACGUGGACGUGGACGUGGACGUGGUCGUGGACGUGGACGCGGUCGUGGUCGUGGACAUGGACGUGGACGUGGACGUGGACGUGGACGUUGACGUGGACGUGGACGUGGACCAGGACGUGGACGUGGACGUGGACGUGGACGUGGACGUGGACGUGGACGUGGACCUGGACGUGGACGUGGACGUGGACGUGGACGUGGACGUGGACGUGGACGUGGACGUGGACGUGGACGUGGAUGUGGACUUGGACGUGGACGUGGACGUGGACUUGGACGUGGACGUGGACGUGGACGUGGCCAUGGACGUGGACGUGGACGUGGACGUGGACGUGGACGUGGACGACGUGGUCGUGGACGUGGACGUGGACGUGGACAUGGACGUGGACGUGGACGUGGACGUGGACGUGGACGUAGACGUGGACGUGGAGGUGGACGUGGACGUGGACGUGGACGUGGACGUGGACGUGGUCGUGGACGUGGACGUGGACGUGGACGUGGACGUAGUCGUGGACGUGGAGGUGGACGUGGAGGUGGACGUGGACGUGGACGUGGACGUGGACGUGGAGGUGGACGUGGAGGUGGACGUGGACGUGGACGUGGACGUGGACGUACACGUGGACGUACACGUGGACGUGGACGUGGACGUGGACGUGGACGUGGUUGUGGACGUGGACGUGGAGGACGUGGCCGUGGACGUGGACGUGGAGGACGUGGACGUGGACAUGGACGUGGACGUGGACGUGGACGUGGACAUGGACAUGGACGUGGACAUGGACGUGGACGUGGACGUGGACGUGGACGUGGACGUGGACGUGAACAUGGACGUGGACGUGGACGUGGACGUAGACGUGGUCGUGGACGUGGACGUGGACGUGGUCGUGGACGUGGACGUGGACGUGGACGUGGACGUGGACAUGGACGUGGACGUGGACGUGGACGUGGUCGUGGUCGUGGACGUGGACGUGGACGUGGACAUGGUCGUGGACGUGGACGUGGACGUGGUCGUGGACAUGGACGUGGACGUGGACGUGGACGUGGUCGUGGACGUGGACGUGGACGUGGACGUGGACGUGGACGUGGACGUGGUCGUGGACGUGGACGUGGACGUGGACGUGGACGUGGACGUGGACGUGGACGUGGACGUGGAGGUGGACGUGGACGUGGACAUAGACGUGGUCGUGGACGUGGACGUGGUCGUGGACGUAGACGUGGACGUGGACGCGUGGACGUGGACGUGGACGUGGACGUGGACGUGGACGUAG